Molecule: messenger RNA, 2269 nt
Organism: Bubalus bubalis (water buffalo)
Lineage: Eukaryota; Metazoa; Chordata; Mammalia; Artiodactyla; Bovidae
Gene: DUSP13B
Product: dual specificity phosphatase 13
Exons: 4
Coding region: 1479-2105 (208 amino acids)
Biological process (GO): negative regulation of MAPK cascade; protein dephosphorylation
Cellular component (GO): cytoplasm
Molecular function (GO): protein tyrosine/serine/threonine phosphatase activity; MAP kinase phosphatase activity
Source: RefSeq, a predicted model, not a curated record
GAGAGAGAUGCAUUUGGUCCAAAGCUAACGAGAUGAGAGAUGAGGCGCUAGUACAGGCGGGGCGGGGCCUAUGGGAUUAGUAAAUUGGGGGCAAGAGGGGCUUUUCCCUAAUUCCUUGGCAGGGAGCCAGCUCCUCUCCAAGAGCCAACCUCCAGUCAUCAUUAUUACCGUUUAUUGCCCCUUUACUCUCUGACUGUCCCUAUGCCAAAUGCCGUAUAAAUAUAUCACUUAAUCCUUGUUCCACCCCUGCAGGGUAUCACAACAGAGAAGGGCCAAGCAACUUUGCCUCAGGUUAGGCAGUUAAUAUGUGCCGAAGCCAGUAUUCCUACUUAAGUCUAACUUAAGAACCUAUGCUCUUCUCGCUUUACUGUACUGCCCCACCCUGAAGGAAGCCCCCACUUCAGGCUUAGCAGUGGCAUAAACCAAGUGUAAAACCGCCUUCGACCUGGGCUCCAGCCCCCUCUUCACCUUGCUUCCUCGGGCGGUGCAAGGCAGGUUUCAGUGGCUCUGAUGGGAGUGGGGAUAGAUUCUGGGGUGGACAUGAGUGCAGCCUGCUUCCAUGGAAUGCCCUGGUAUGGCCUUUACCCUCAAACCAGACUCAAAGCCAGGUGCAACUGGGAGCCUCCCCACUACAGCUCGUGCCCACCACAAAGCCUUCAUGAAGGUAUCUGAGAGUGGGCAAGACACCUCACUUCAGCCUACAAGGACCUUUGGCAUAAGGACAAAUACAGACCUUUCUUUGUUUUUGCUGUGAGGACAAAAGCCCUUAUAGGCAAAGGAAUCUCCCUCCCACCCAAAAAUAUUUUUGAUGACAGCCCUUUCUUUGGCUCUUCAGAAGGUCGAGGGAAACAUUCAUCUCUCCCUUCUGCCUCUCUGGCACACUUGGCCCAUUUUAGCCUUAUCUUUUGAGAAGUCAGCCAUCUUCAUAACAGUACUAUUGUUCAAACUUUCCCCCACAAACCCUGUGGGCACCCUUUAGAUGAGGUCCUCCAGGCCUCCUCUCCACAUUUCUCAGACUCUGUUACUCAGGAAACUUCCCCUGAGUCCCAUAAUCCAGAAGCUCAUCCAACAGUCAUACAGUUUCCAUUUAGUAUGUGACCCACCCAAACCUGAAGAACUUUUCCCAUCAUGCAUCCUUGGAGCCAACCACCUCCUGCACCUGGAUCUCUACCUUAACGCAGUCCUCAGAACCAAAUAGCCUUAUACAGGACUCUAAAUCUAUUAACAUCUACUAUGUGUUGGACUCAGAGUAUCUUUUGUUUCAGCUAAUCCUUAUAAUUCUUACUUGAGAGAUGAAGAAACUGAGGCAGAGAGGUAAAGUGACUUGCAGAGAUAUAUCUGAUUCUCUAUUGUCAGGCAGUUUUAGGCUAGGAGGUGACUUGGGGAGGAAAAGGUCCUGUUUUCUCUGGAGGCCCCUGUAAUUUGCUGAGUCACUUGCUGCUGUCUCACCUGUCCCUGCCAGUCUCUAGGAAGGAGGAAUGACACUGGAGAGGCAGAGAGGAGUGACCACAGAGACAGAGGGGUGGGUGGGCUGGCCCAUGGCGGAAACCUCGCUCCCACAGCUGAGGGGAGAUGCCGAAGCCACGCCUUGCCCCAGCGUCCUGGAACUGGAGGAGCUCCUGAGGGCAGGGAAGGUUUCUUCCAGCCACGUGGAUGAAGUUUGGCCCAACCUUUACAUAGGAGAUGCGGCCACAGCAAAUAACCGCUUUGAGCUAUGGAAGCUGGGCAUUACCCACGUGCUGAAUGCCGCCCACGGGGGCCUCUACUGUCAGGGCAGCCCUGACUUCUAUGGCAGCAGUGUGAGCUACCUGGGGGUGCCAGCCCACGACCUUCCUGAGUUCGACAUCAGUGUCUACUUCUCCUCUGCAGCUGACUUCAUCCACCGUGCCCUUAGCACGCCUGGGGCCAAGGUCCUGGUGCACUGCGUGGUCGGGGUGAGCCGCUCCGCCACACUGGUCCUGGCCUACCUCAUGCUGCGCCAGCAGCUCUCCCUGCGCCAGGCGGUGAUCACCGUGAGGGAGCGCCGAUGGGUCUUCCCCAACAGAGGUUUCCUUCACCAGCUCUGCCGGCUGGACCAGCAGCUGCGGGGUGCAGGCCGGAGCUGAGGGGCCAGAGCUGGGCCUUACUCCCUGCUAUGGGGCUCUGCCACUUUGCCCUGGCCCUGCUGGUGCUGCUGGAGGUUGUGGCCCAGGUGGAUACCCAGAAGAUGGUAAGAGCCCAGUGCGGGGCCCGCCCUAGAGCCUGCAACUCCAUCCACUUCCUCCUGCUG